AUGGCCGAACUGAAUAUGCUUGAACAAUGGUACUAUGAGGUACCUCCCGUAACGCGCGUAUGGACAACUGCUGCUGUUGUCACAUCAAUACUCGUCCAAUGCCAGAUUGUCACGCCAUAUCAGCUAUUCUAUAGCUCUGUUAGUGUUUGGGGGAAGAGCCAGUAUUGGCGAUUAAUUACAACCUUUCUCUACUUCGGUCCAUUAAGUCUUGACUUCAUGUUCCACAUAUUCUUCAUGUCCCGCUACUCUCGCAAUCUUGAGGAAUCAUCGUUCCGCGGACAGACCGGGGAGUUUGCGUGGCUGAUACUUUACUCUUCCGUCUCCCUACUGAUCCUCUCCCCAAUAGCCUCCAUGCCAUUCCUUGGCUCCCCGCUAUCAUUCAGCUUAGUCUACAUCUGGGCCCGCCGCAACCCCGCUGUAAGACUAUCCUUCCUGGGGCUAUUUGUAUUCACGGCGCCGUACCUGCCCUGGGUCCUACUCGGCUUUUCAUUGCUGCUCCACAACACACUCCCGAAAGAUGAUCUGUUGGGAAUUGUGGUUGGCCACAUAUACUAUUUCUUCGAGGAUAUUUAUCCCAGGAUAAGGAAUGGUCAGAGGCCAUUGAGAAGCCCGGAGGUCUGGAGGAGGUUGUUUAGUGCGCGGGAUGUAGCAGCUUAG
Molecule: messenger RNA, 657 nt
Organism: Morchella importuna
Lineage: Eukaryota; Fungi; Ascomycota; Pezizomycetes; Pezizales; Morchellaceae
Exons: 3
Coding region: 1-657 (218 amino acids)
Biological process (GO): endoplasmic reticulum unfolded protein response
Cellular component (GO): endoplasmic reticulum membrane; Hrd1p ubiquitin ligase ERAD-L complex
Molecular function (GO): misfolded protein binding; ubiquitin-specific protease binding
Source: RefSeq, a predicted model, not a curated record